AUGGUGAAAGGGGACCUGGCAGAGGAGGCGGGUGGGGAGGCGGAAGAGGAGGCGGGUGGGGAGGCGGAAGAGGAGGUGGAUGGGGAGGAGGUAGAGGAGGCGGAUGGGGAGGAGGCAGAGGAGGUGGAUGGGGAGGAGGCAGAGGGGGCGGGUGGGGGCAUGGCAGAGGAGGCGGGUGGGAGUGAGCGGCGUGGAGGUAACAUAGGUGAAGAUGGUAUGGUCUCGAUUGAACUAGGAAUAUCAUGA
Molecule: messenger RNA, 246 nt
Organism: Penicillium malachiteum
Lineage: Eukaryota; Fungi; Ascomycota; Eurotiomycetes; Eurotiales; Aspergillaceae
Exons: 1
Coding region: 1-246 (81 amino acids)
Source: RefSeq, a predicted model, not a curated record